Molecule: messenger RNA, 4867 nt
Organism: Anguilla rostrata (American eel)
Lineage: Eukaryota; Metazoa; Chordata; Actinopteri; Anguilliformes; Anguillidae
Product: ubiquitin carboxyl-terminal hydrolase 13-like
Exons: 21
Coding region: 65-2650 (861 amino acids)
Biological process (GO): protein deubiquitination
Molecular function (GO): protein binding; zinc ion binding; cysteine-type deubiquitinase activity
Source: RefSeq, a predicted model, not a curated record
UACUUUCCGCUCCAACAGUCCAUGUUGCGCACUGUGGCUGUAGCAGUGUGGGGCUGGAAGUAGGAUGGCGAAGAUGGCUGCAGACCUAGGAGAGCUGCUGGUCCCUUACAUGCCCACCAUCAGAGUUCCCAGAUCGGGAGACAGGGUUUUCAAGAGUGAAUGUGCCUUUUCCUACGAUUCUCCUGAGUCUGAGGGUGGCCUGUAUGUGUGUAUGAGCACGUUCCUUGGCUUUGGAAGGGAACAUGUGGAGAGACAUUUCCGCAAAACUGGACAGAGUGUGUACAUGCACUUGAAACGUACAGUUAAAGAGAAAGCAACGGGAGCUGCAGGGGGUGCUGUGGCCAGGAGAAGAAAUGGGAAGGUUUUCUUAGAGCUUAACCGUGAUUUUAACGGAGAUGAUUAUGAAUGUGAAGAUGAGGCCAAACUUGUCAUAUUCCCAGAGCACCAUGAGAUCCCCUUACCAAAUAUUGAGGAGUUGCCUGCACUGGUGACAAUAGCAUGUGAUGCCGUGCUCAAUGCAGCAUCUCCGUACAAAAAACAGGAGACCCUUGCCUGGGAAGACGAGAUUCAGGUGUCACGACAUGCCAGGAGUCUCCGACAGGAGGGUAAUGGGGUGCAGAUCCCUCCCAGUGGCUGGAAGUGUUCCAAAUGUGAGAUGAGAGAGAACCUGUGGUUGAACCUGACGGACGGUGAAGUGCAUUGUGGGAAGUGGUUCUGUGAUGGUACUGGAGGCAAUGGGCAUGCACUGGAGCACUACCGGGAAACAAACUUCCCACUGGCAGUCAGACUGGACUCCAUCACUGCAGAUGGGGCUGAUGUAUAUUCAUUUGAUGAAGAGGAAGCAGUGUUGGACCCAUAUUUAGCAAAUCACUUAGCACACUUUGGAAUAGAUAUAUUGCAGGUUCAAAAGAUGCAGAAUGGGCACACGGACAAAGAGAUGCGACUGCGCGCCAGGGAGUGGGAGGUGAUCCAGGAGUCCGGCCACAAGCUGAAGCCCGUGUAUGGCUCCGGCUACACCGGCGUUAAGAACCUGGGAAACAGCUGCUACCUGGGAACCAUCAUGCAGGUCCUCUUCAGUAUCCCACAAUUCCAGAGGACCUAUGUGGGGAAUCUUCAGAGGAUUUUUGAUUACUCGCCCCUUGAUCCCACAAAGGACUUUAGCACACAGAUGGCAAAGCUUGGCCACGCAUUACUCUCAGGCCAGCAUUCCAAACCGCCAGUGAAAUCCGAGCUCAUAGAACAGGUGAUGAAAGAAGAACGCAAAGUAUUAGACUGGCAACAACAGAGAGGGGUCUCCCCCAGGAUGCUCAAGGCCUUGAUUAGUAAAGACCACCCCGAGUUCUCCUCUAUCAGACAACAGGAUGCACACGAGUUCUUCCUACACUUACUGAACUUUGUUGAGAGGAGCAGCCCGGGAUCAGAGAAUCCUAGCGACGUGUUCCGCUUCCUGGUGGAGGAGAGGGUCCAAUGUUGCCAGUCCCGGAAGGUGCGCUACAGUCAGAGAUUGGACUACUGCAUGCGGCUUCCAGCCCCCAUAGAGGCUGCCACAAACAAAGAGGAGUUGAUAGCCUAUGAAACCCAGAGAAGGGAGGCAGAGGAGAACUUGACACCACCGCCGGUGCCAGUGAGGGCGAGAAUCCCCUUCACCGCCUGUUUACAGGCCUUCACCGAACCUGAUAAUGUGCCUGACUUCUGGAGCUCUGAGCUGCAGGCCAAGUCAGCCGGAGUCAAGACGUGUCGAUUUGCUUCUUUUCCUGAGUAUAUGGUCGUGCAAAUUAAGAAAUUCACUUUUGGAAUGGAUUGGAUCCCCAAGAAAUUAGAUGUCUCCAUAGACAUGCCAGACUUUCUGGAUCUUUCUCGGCUGAGAGCCACAGGGCUGCAGGCGGGAGAGAUGGAGCUGCCUGACCUCACGCCACCCAUUGUCAUUCCUGAGAACAGCAGAGGUAACUUGCUGAAUAGCUUUCUGGAUUCUUCAGAUAUAGAUGAGUCCUCAGUGCUGCAGCUGGCAGAGAUGGGCUUCCCCAUGGAGGCCUGUCGGAAGGCAGUAUACUACACAGGAAAUAUGGGGGCAGAGAUGGCUUUCAGCUGGAUUAUAGCCCACAUGGAGGAGCCUGACUUUGCGGAGCCCCUGGCAGUGCAUUCCUUUGCCGAGGCUGGUCCUUCCUUUCCAACCUUGUCAUCCUUCAUGGGCAGCCAGCCACCGGAGGAGAGUGUGGCUAUCCUCACCUCGAUGGGUUUCCCCAGACACCAGUCCAUCCAUGCUCUUAAAGUCUCAAACAACAAUCUUGAGCAUGCUCUGGACUGGAUAUUUACCCACCCAGACUACGAGGAAGAGAGUGAGGCUGCGUCUGACACGGCCGACGAAGAGGUUGACGAGGGCGCCCUCUCCGGCGCCAACGGACACGGCGACGCAUCUCCGCCCCCAAACCAGGAGCGCUUGAGCCCCAUGGUCAGAGAUGGCCCAGGCCGAUACGAGCUCUUUGCCUUUAUCAGCCACAUGGGGUCAUCGGUAAAGUCCGGCCACUACGUAUGUCACGUUAAAAAGGAGGGAAGAUGGAUUAUCUACAAUGACCACAAAGUCUGCCUGUCAGAGAAGCCUCCAAAGGACUGGGGCUACCUGUACUUUUACCAUCGACUCUCUGGGAGCUAAGCUGAACCAUCACAUAUGGACCUAGGGAUACCACAGGGGUUGAACCGCGAAGAAAGCAGAGGUGUCAGUUUUAAUACAAGUGCCCACACCAGACAUGCUAAUGGAGCCCGAAGUGGUGGAACAAGAAAGACACGAAAAUAACAAAACCCCCCCCCCCCCCACACACACACACACACACAAAAGAUAAGCAUUGAAAUACUGUUUAAACACUGGCGUGGCCAAGCAGAUAGAAGUGUUUCUGCUCACUGCUUUGUUCAAUUAUUUUGAUGUUUUUUUUUUUCCUCAGGGGAGGUGGGUCCUGAGCCUGGUAGCUUAACAUCACAUAUCAAGUUUAGUCUCGAUCACAUACUUUGGUAUUAGAUAGUUUUCUUAUGGGAAAGAGAAGAAAAUGUCCAACAAGGCCAAAUAGUAAAACCUUACCCAGCACAUUAUUUCACUUAUUCUCUGAGUUUGACAAUUAAAUAUAUUCCUCAGACAUACCACCAGGGGCAAAGUAUUGUUUUUGAAUGAGAUAUGAUAUUAGGGUGAUGUUGAAACGUACACAGAUGCAAUCAGGGAUGGUCAAGAAUACACUGUCAUGCCACAUUUUACAAAAUACAAAAACACCUCCCAUAAUACGUAUUUAGAAAUUGCAAUCAAAAGCAGGGGCCUCAUUUAUUAAAAUGUUCUUAGAUUUAUACUUUUUUUUCUUAAGAUCAUUUCCGACGGUGUGCUUACGUUCGAUUCAUAAAAGAUACUGAGCAAAAAAAAAUUUACUUACGCAGGUUCUAAGAAGCCCAUUUGUAACUUAUGCACCUGUGAUUUAUAAAUCUCAAAUUAACUUAAAAUUUACAGCACCUGAACUGCCUUACAAUCAGCGAUUUCCCCUUAUAUAAUGCUAGCACAAAUGAGGGUUUAGUCAGGAAUAACCAUGGACCAAAAGAGAAAAGCAAAUUUUUUGGAAGAUCAUCAUGCGCAAAAAAGUCAUUCCGGUCUCUGAAAACUCUCUCCCUUCUAAAAGCACGGUUUUCAAUGUCUUCCAAUUACGCAAGAACAGCCAUGGUUACUUUUUUCUAAUUUGACACAUUAUAUAUAGAACAUCGCAUCCUGUUUUUAAUUCAAAACACAUUGCGUCUGCCAAUUAAUUCCUCACACCUUUAAUUGAUAAUUCCUAUCAGAUUGUUCAUAAAGCUAAUGCAAAGUUCACCACAGGCUUGGACGCAUAUGCGUCCCAAACUGCAAUACCCCUACAUAACCAGCAGGAAAAUCACUUACAUCAAGUCUAGACUUUGGGUAGAGAUAAGAUCAUUUCCACGUCAAAGUAAGGUUUUAUAAAUAACUACUUAUACGUGGUUUUCUGCGUAAGUCAUACUUAAGAUCAAAAUUGAUCAUAAGUACGUUUUAUAAAUGAGGCCCCAGGUGAGCAACCCAUAUUACGCAAGAAAUAUAUACUGAAUCAAAGAGAUGGGAAUUUUCUGGACACUUAAAUGGCUUGAAUUUAAAUAUGAAUUACAUUGAUCUUUGAGGGAAAACUUUAGAAAUCGUUAGUUACGCAAUAUGUGACAUCAACCAGUCUGAUUUAAGGACUGAGGAUUAAAGUUAGAUUAAUAUUUUGAGAUUAAUGUCUCCUUGAAGCUAUGAUUCUGGUGUUUUCAUUUUUAGACAAAAGCACUUUAUAACAAGAUCUUUGGUACGAGAUAAAAAUUGACAAUGUAUUUUGUUCUUGAAAGAUAUUUAGUAGCUUAAAGCCACAGCUUUUUCAUUUGCCUGGAUGGAAGUGUAUAAUUUCUAUAUGCAUUGCAUUACUGUUUAUUUAAGCAAUCUUUUUAAUUCCCAGUUUGUAAGCAAUUAUUUACGCCCCUUUGUUACCUAAAUCUUCAUCUACAGUGACAAAGUGAAGUAGAAUUACUUCUAGAACAUAUUCUCACAUAUUACAAUGUGGCAUUUUCAUGUUUUUUUCUUUAUUUUUCUUUUGCUGAAAGUGAUAUUGGAGAUUUCAGAGUCAUUGCUGCAUAUUUCAUUAUUUUACAGUUGACUGCAAUAAUGUACAUCUCUUUCACUUUGUGUAACCUAGAGUCAGCAGGUAGCACAAUGCUACUAUGUGCAAUUCUCCACAUUUCUGGUAGACAGCCAAGGAAUGUCAGAACACUGAAAACUUGAAUACUUGCAGAAACAAAGUGGAAAAUUUACAUGAACAUAUCAUUUAUUUAGCACAUUAAAAAAAAAACUUACAGCCUU